CAGUCGCUAUCUGUCUUUGUAUUGUGCUCGACCCGUGCUCACAGCUACGCGACAUAAACGUCAUACGCUUUGUAAUCUCAUAACAAUAAAACUGUAGUCGCAGAUGGUACUGCAGGCAAUAUUGUGAACUCGGAAGUGACUUCUUAGUGCAGUGAUCGUAAAAUUAUAGUGCAAAACAGCUGGACGCUCAUUAUGUGAAUACUUUCUCUUCUCGUUCUUGACCGACUGCGUUGCGAAAUCUAAAAUGAAUUUCAUAGGCAUAGGCCCGAACAGGUACACUCUAGCAGUGAACGAAAAUGGCACAGAAGACAACUGUAUGCUAGUGAACCAGACGCACAAUCCGUUCAUAACGAACGCGUACAACGGUAUACCACAGACUUUGAUAUUGAACUUGAUAGCAUGGACUCUGUUAAUAAUGUUGUUCUCCGUCUUGCGGCGGACGGCGUGGAACUACGGGCGGAUGGCGCUCGUACAGCGCUCGAAGAGUCGAUGGACGAACCUGUUCUACCGCGGCGGCGACGGCGACGCGCUUGUUGAGAGGCGGCAGAGCGCCGAUGAAUCGCUGAGCAUCGACCAAGGCUUCUUCACAUGGCUGCCGGCCGUGUUCCGCGUCACGCGCGAGCAGGUCCUUGCCAAGUGCGGCCCCGACGCCGUGCACUACCUCUCCUUCCAGCGCCACGCCAUAACGCUCAUGUUCAUCGUCACCCUCAUCUCCGUCGGCAUCAUCCUGCCCAUCAACUUCCAGGGCACCAACCUUAAUGUCGACGUUAGUACCUUCAGUCGAACCACACUAUCCAAUCUGAAUGGUAAGUCGGCCUGGCUAUGGAUGCACACACUUAUAUCCAUCCUAUUUCUGCCCUUAUCCAUACUUAUUAUGAGGAGGUGUACCGGUCGCAAGCCUGCCCCUCCUAACAUGACAGGAACCAUAAUGAUCUCAAAUAUAUCCAGGAGUGACAGAAAUGAGUCAACCAUCCGAACUUACUUUGCUCACAACUUCCCACACAUUCAGAUUGUUGACUUACGAUUGGCUUACAAUGUUAACCAGCUAAAUGAUGUACAAGAAAGAAGAGAAAUGGUUACUGAGGCACUCAUCUACACGGACACCUAUUUCAAAAAGACUGGUAAACGAAUUACCGUGAAGCCUCAGUGGUGUGGGCCAGAGCUGGAUGCCUUAGAGUAUUAUACCAAUGAAGAAAAGAGACUGAAAGAUGAAGCAAAGAGAUGCCGAGCUAUAGUGCUGAAUGAUCCACUAGGAAUCGCUUUUUUAACCUUGCCUUCAUACCAGUUAGCGGAACAUGUUAUCAAUCAUUUUAGCCUUCACCGAGGCUGGGUAUUGACUCACGCUACCAAUCCUACUGACAUCAUAUGGGAAAAUUUGAGUGUUCAACCUAGUAUCUGGUAUGUCAAAGCUUUUGUAGUCAAUUUCUUCCUGUUCAUUGUCCUAUUCUUCUUAACCACACCAGCCAUUAUUGUGAAUCUUUUCAACAAUUUUAAGAUUGAGUCUACAAGUAAAAUUGGAGGUGUUAUUUUUGAAUUCCUGCCUACACUCUUGCUCUGGACAAUGGCGGCGGUCAUGCCCGCUAUAGUGUCGUUCUCUGAUAGAUUCUUGUCUCACUGGACAAAGUCCCAGCAGAACUAUUCCAUUAUGACCAAGACAGUUACAUUCCUGCUUCUGAUGACUCUAAUUCUACCGUCGCUGGGAUUCGCUAGUGCAGAAGCGCUAAUGAUGUGGACAUUGGUUUACCACAAGAACGACACCAUGCGCUGGGACUGCGUGUUCCUUCCCGACAAGGGCGCGUUUUUCGUCAAUUACGUCAUCACUUCGGGAUUUAUCGGUACCGCGCUUGAACUGAUCCGAUUCCCUGAACUUUUCCUAUAUGUCUGGUAUCUGAUGCAAUCGAAAUCGAAAGCUGAAAAGAGCUACGUUAAGAAAGCUAUUCUGUACGAGUUCCCAUUCGGCGUGCACUAUGCUUGGAGUCUCGCGAUCUUCUCUAUUACGAUGGUCUACAGUUUGGCGUGUCCUCUGAUCGCUCCUUUCGGGCUGGUGUACUUCAUGUUCAAGCAUAUCGGGGACAAGCAUAACCUGUACUUCGCGUACGGGCCGAGCGACAUGAGCGGGGUCGGCGGCGGGAGGAUCCACUCGACGGCGGUGCGGCUGGUGCGGGUGUCGGUGGUUCUGUUGCUGGUGAAUAUGGCGGCGUGGGCGGCGCUGCGAACGGGGCUAACGGACGCGCGCACUAUUAUUCUAAUUAUGGCGGCUAUAGUAGCAUUCGGGACGUUCUUACUGCUGAGUCCGUUCCCGAGCUGCACGCCGCCCGCGCCGCUGCAGGAGGAGUCCAGCGUGCGCUUCCAGGAGUACGUGGCGCCCGUGCUCGCCAAGCCCGUGGACAACACGCCCGUCUCCACGCCCACCACGCCCGACUACGGCGCCUCCUCGCCCUCUACACAUUCCACCUACAGUCCAGGACCUAUCAACAUCUAAAUAUACUUGCGAAUUUCUCAUUUUGUUGGCUUUACCAAUAAUUAUUUCGUGAUACAGCGUAUCUGUCGAUAAACCCAAAAAUGAUUGAUAACACUCCGAUAUCAUUAAUGGACGUGAAUGUUUUAGUACCUUUUUGUAAAUAUUGCAAAUAUUUUUAUAUGUAACUAGUACUAAUAUAGCUUAGGAUUUGCGGGUGAUUCAUUAGUACAUUUGGCUAUGUUUAGUGACUAUAAACGUUAAGUGAU
Molecule: messenger RNA, 2727 nt
Organism: Leguminivora glycinivorella
Lineage: Eukaryota; Metazoa; Arthropoda; Insecta; Lepidoptera; Tortricidae
Gene: Tmem63
Product: CSC1-like protein 2
Exons: 1
Coding region: 245-2482 (745 amino acids)
Cellular component (GO): plasma membrane
Molecular function (GO): calcium-activated cation channel activity
Source: RefSeq, a predicted model, not a curated record